Messenger RNA from Caenorhabditis briggsae, 1071 nucleotides. The transcript is spliced from 6 exons. Gene Ontology annotation, molecular function: zinc ion binding; glutaminyl-peptide cyclotransferase activity. The record is from RefSeq and is a predicted model, not a curated record. NCBI's taxonomy places the organism in Eukaryota, Metazoa, Nematoda, Chromadorea, Rhabditida, Rhabditidae. Bases 1 to 1071 code for a protein of 356 amino acids.
AUGUAUGUCGUCCGAUACAACUGGAAACUUAUAUUUAUUCUGAUGGCUCUUUUCGUUGUACUAGGUAUUCUAAUUUGUACAACUUCUGCAUGGGGCCAGUGGAGGACGAAUCAAAGGACCCAUCAGCUUUCUCUGCUUCCUGAAUCUUCAACAUUGAGAUUAUGUAGAGAUUUUACCAAUCAGACAAGAUUCAAAGAAAUUUUGGCACCAUUAAUGGUACCACGUGUUGUGGAUACUCCUCAACAUAGAAAAGUUGGAGAUUAUCUACAAGAAUUUCUUCAUAACUUGGGAUUCGCCACAGAAUGGGAUGCUUUCACGGACACAACACCGUUGGGUACUCGAAACUUCCGAAACCUAAUUGCUACGUUCGACGAAAAUGCUCCACGUCGUCUUGUACUUGCCUGCCAUUACGACUCCAAAAUAAUACCGGGUCAAAUAAUGAUUGCUGCAACCGACUCUGCUGUUCCAUGUGCAAUGAUGCUCGAUAUUGCACAGACUCUUGCUCCAUACAUGUACAAACGUGUAGCUCAACAAAUAGGGCUCCAAUUGAUUUUCUUCGAUGGUGAGGAGGCAUUCCGUGAUUGGACUGCGACGGAUUCUCUAUAUGGAUCAAGACACUUGGCUCAAAAAUGGGAGCAAAAAUGGUAUCCAUCUUCCAGCAGUCUCAAUAACUUUGAACUCAGCAAAGAAAUAGACAGAAUCGAUGUUCUGAUGCUUCUCGAUCUUCUUGGAGCCGCAAAUCCAUCGAUUGGAAAUACGAUUGGAAUGGGAGCCACUGAGCUUUUCAGUCAGUUAGCUGAUGUUGAAUCGAAUCUUCGAACAUCUGGUUGCUUGAGCUCAUUGAGGCGAAAUGUUUUCAACAAGCAGUUGUCGUAUAACCAAGUCGAAGAUGAUCAUAUUCCGUUCUUGAAAAGAGGUGUACCAAUUCUUCAUCUAAUCACCGUUCCUUUCCCAUCUGUCUGGCAUCGUGUUUCGGACAAUGGCAAUGCUCUUCACUAUCCAACAAUCGAUCACAUGACAUCUGUGAUCCGUGUAUUUGUCGCUAAAUAUCUGGGAAUCGCACCGGCCUAA